Messenger RNA from Zalophus californianus (California sea lion), 3267 nucleotides. RefSeq names its product serine/threonine-protein phosphatase 4 regulatory subunit 3B-like. Gene Ontology annotation, cellular component: nucleoplasm; protein phosphatase 4 complex. The coding region runs from base 53 to 2647 and encodes 864 amino acids. Gene Ontology annotation, biological process: DNA damage response; protein dephosphorylation. The record is from RefSeq and is a predicted model, not a curated record. Lineage: Eukaryota; Metazoa; Chordata; Mammalia; Carnivora; Otariidae. The transcript has a single exon. Gene Ontology annotation, molecular function: protein phosphatase activator activity.
GCCAAAGGCUCACUCCGUAAACCCACGUUAAGAAGGAAUAUGCGAGGGUAAAAUGAAGAAAGGGAAACAUAAGAUGGAAGCGAGAGGAGGUGGGACUCCGGAGAGCUCUACAGACCUCAGGAACCACCAGCGUCCAGCGGAACCUUACGUCUCCGCCAUCUUAUACCGUAAUUGUCCCCUCCCACCGCCUGAGCUACCGUCGCUGUCAGAACAGCGACAAUUACAGUCGACUCCGGGCACACGAGACCCAGCGCCCCCCUGCGCCGCGACUAGGGCUAGGGACAGGAGGUCAGGAGUCGCCAUGGCUGACGACCGGUAUCGUGUAAAAGUCUACUCACUGAACAAGGACCACCGAUGGGAUUGUCUCGGCACCGGGUACGUCUCUUCCAUUUAUGUGAAGCGCCUCCAGGGAGUGUCCCUGCUCGUUAAGUCGGAUUCCCAGGCCUCAGCAAUCUUGGAGUCAAAGGUAAAUUCAAAGACGCCCUAUCAGAAGCAACAGAAAACCCUGAUUGUUUGGUCUGAAGCAGAGAACCAUGGUAUCGCGUUGAAGUUCCAGGACGCCGAGGGCUGUAGUGAGAUCUGGGAAGACAUUUGCCGGGUUCAAGGAAAAGAUCCAUCCGUCAAAAUAACGCAAGACCUCUUGGAGGAAUCCGAAGACCAACAACUGGAUGAAGUCCUGGAAACCAAUAAUGUGUUUGACCUGCCUAACUGUGAACUCAGUAAACUUGAAGAGAUUUCUGACUUCAUUUCCUCGGUUCUCGCUUCACCAAUCGGUAAGGAGAGACUGGCUCUGAUCUUAGAAAAUGAGGACUAUAUUAAAAAUUUGCUGCAGCUGUUCCACACCUGUGAGGACCUAGGGGACACUGCAGGCUUACACCAUUUGCAUGAAAUUAUUAAAGGCAUCUUAUUCCUUAACAAGGCAACCCUGUUUGAGAUCAUGUUUUCUCCUGAGUGUAUCAUGGAUGUGGUAGGAUGCCUCGAAUAUGACCCUGCUUUGGCUCAGCCAAAAAGGCAUAGGGAAUUCUUGACCCAAAAUGCAAGGUUCAAGGAAGUCGUACCAAUAACAGACUGUGAACUUAGGCAAAAAAUACAUCAGACAUAUAGGGUACAGUACAUCCGUGACAUCCUUUUGCCUGUACCAUCCAUGUAUGAAGAGAACUUUCUUUCUACUCUUACAACUUUUAUUUUCCUCAGCAAGGUUGAGAUAGUCAGCAUGCUGAAAGAUGAUAACAACUUUUUGUCUCAAGUCUUUGCACAGUUAAGGGAUGAGACUAUAAAUGAUGAUAGGCGGCGCGAAUUGCUCUUUUUCUUCAAGGAAUUCUGUGCAUUUUCUCAGACAUUACAGCAUCCAGACAAGGAUGCACUGUUCGAAACAUUGACAGAAUUGGGGAUUCUUCCUGUUCUUAAAAUUGUAAUGAGCAUGGAGGAUUUGCAAAUAAAGUCAGCUGCUACUGAUAUAUUUACUUAUCUAGUGGAGUAUAGUCCAUCCAUGAUUCGAGAAUUUAUCAUGGAAGAAGCCCAGCUGAGUGAAGACGGUAACCUUUUCAUUAAUGUAGUCAUUGAGCAAAUGAUCUGUGAUACUGAUCCUGAGCUAGGAGGUGCUGUUCAUUUAAUGGGACUUCUUCGUAUUCUACUUGAUCCAGAAAACAUGCUAGCAACACCUAAUAAAUGUGAAAGAAGUGAAUUUCUACAUUUCUUCUACAAGCACUGUAUACAUAAUUUCAUAGCACCACUUUUUGCCACCACUUCAGAAGAUAUAUGUGACGGGGAUAAUGUAGCUGGAUCCGACAGAAACAACACAAAUUGCCUCAAUAAUUAUCAAACAGCACAGCUGCUUUCUUUAAUUUUAGAGCUGCUCACAUUUUGUGUGCAACAUCACACAUACUACAUAAAAAACUAUAUUUUGAGCAAAGACUUGCUGAGAAGAGUCUUGAUCUUGAUGAAUUCAAAGCACACUUUCCUGGUCUUGUGUGCUCUCCGCUUUAUGAGAAGGAUGAUUGGACUUAAAGAUGAACUUUAUAAUUGUUACAUCAUCAAGGGAAAUCUUUUUGAGCCAGUUGUCAAUGCUCUCCUGAAUAACGGAACUCGGUACAAUAUGUUGAAUUCAGCUGUUAUUGAGCUGUUUGAAUACAUAAGAGUGGAAAAUAUCAAAUCUCUUGUUGCACAUAUAGUAGAAAAGUUUUAUAAAACACUUGAAUCGAUUGAAUAUGUUCAGACAUUCAAAGGAUUAAAGAUUAAAUAUGAAGAAGAGAAAGACCAGCAGAAUCAUAUACAGAGGAAUUUACACUCUAUACCGUAUAGUAGAAUACUUCACAGGCGUACCAGAGUCGUGGAGAAGGAAGAAAAGUGUUUUAAAGGAAAUUCAGAAGAAGGAGAAGCAAUUAUGCCGCCAUUGGAAAAUGAUUUUCAGGAUCGUUACAAAUUUAUGGAGACUAAAAAAACAAAAGAAAAUGAAGACAAGGUAGAUCCUCCUAAAAGAGCAUCUCGGGGGGGCUACAAAUUUGCUUCAUCCCAUUCUGCUCCUGCUGCUAAUGAAACACAUAGCCUGCACGGUAGCAGCACAGUUGGCUUAAUGAAUCGUCUGGAUGAUGAAAAAGAUAAGGAAGAUGAAACACCCCCCAGGAAGAGACCACGUCUUAGCUUCUAAAAUCUUUAUGAGAGACCCUCAACAUGACUGAAAUCUACAUUACGAAAAUUCUGUAAACAUCAGUUAGCUGAAAAGUCUGAAUCCAAAAGCUUUCUCAUUUGAACUUCUAAGUAUACAAUAAGUAGCAAAGAUGUCAGGGUCAUCACCUAAGACGGUUUAGUUCUGCAAAAACCAAACUUCACAGAAUUAAAAAAAAAGAAAAAGAAAAAAAAAGAACUAAACUAAAAAACUAACCAGAACCUGAAUGAUAAAUUCUUUGCAAGAAAAAAAUCUUAGCUGGGGGGGGGGAGUUGGGGAGGGGAGGAAACAGGUUGAUAAUAUAAGAUGAAUGUAGUUUUGUUCCAGGGCUGUAUUUUAAAAACAGCUAUUAAUACUGCAGUUGCAAAGCCUAUAACAUUACUUGCCUAGUGGUUCUGACUAUGGUUUUCUUUGCCUCAGUUGCCUCUUUUUUUUUUUUUUUUGCCAUAAAAAUUCUUGUUUACGUGGAAAACAAAGUCAACUCUAAUCAAAAAAACAAACUGAAGCUAUUCACAUGUCUGUGAAGAUAUAACACAAAUUCAGCCUCUGGGUAAUUGGAGGGAAGUAACUUGCUGUGUGUAUUUUCAUAAAUAAAAAAGGAA